CGUGUAUAUAAUAAUUUUGUUUCACAGUGCAGAGCCCAAAAUAUAAACAAUAAAGGGAUGAAGUGAUCUUGUUCUGCAAAAUUUGGAAACAUUUAAUAUUGUGUCUAAAAUGGACAAGGAAAGUGAGAUUUUUUACAGAUUCAAGUGGCUCAUGUCCCUCUCAAGAAAACGUUCUUCUGAAGCAGAAGAAUCUUCCAAAGAGGGUAGUAAUGCACCAUCAGUGAAAAUGACACACCAAGGGAAUGGAAUGUUUUUUACUCUCCGUAAACGAUUUCAAAAUUUGACUUCAACAAAAGUAGAAGCUUGUGAACCGGAGUUUGCUUUGGACAGAGGACGACGACCAACUGCUGAGUCUUCAAAUAAAUGUACCGUAAAUGAUUUUUCUAGAAUUGUCCUGGAGCGACAUUGCGAGAAUCCCAUCACUUUCUCCUCACCCAAUGUAAACGUACCUGUGAUAUCCCAAAGCAAUGAUGACCCAACUUCGGUACGAGUGCAGGAUGCAAUUUCUCCUCUGGAUCCUUGCUGCACUACCAAUCCGGAUAAUCUCGAAACUAUGAUGAACAAUGUGAGAACAGACCUCUUACGGUACGGAUGGUAUUGGGGAAAACUGACCCGAUCCGCUGCACAAAAGCGUCUCGCUCGUCAAGACAAUGGAACUUUUCUAGUGCGCGAUUCGGAAACCGAAAAACACCAGUUUGCCAUCAGCUUUCGAAGCUCCGGAAUAACACUACACUGUAGGAUCGAUUAUAAAGAUAAAAAUUGGUCAUUUUCGGGAUUAACAGCACCAACACACUAUGCGACGAUGAUUGAGCUAAUAGAAGAUUCUAUGAAAAAGUCGGAACUGGACGUCAUUGGAUUUGGGAAGCAAACAUGUCCUUUAACACCUCCAUUUCCCGUACGAUUAAGUAAGCCAAUUAAUCGUUUCUUCGAAGUAGCAACCCUUCAACAUAUGUGCAAAUUCAUUAUACGACAGCGAGUAGAUAUAAAGGAUAUUCGAUAUUUACCUCUACCUAGUAAACUCCAAAAAUAUAUUGAGGAGAACGUAUAAAUUCGAGCGCUUCAGUACUGUCUGUGUGCGCACCUGACUGGGCAAAAAGGAUAAUGCACAAAUUAUCUCAUCUUGUAGCGUUCUCUGCUUAGGUCCUCUAAAAAAUGUGAGGAAUGCAUUGAGGUGGCUCAUUUUCAUAUGAAAAAAUCAAAGGGUAAAAUCUUAUGUUACAGUCCACAAAUUUGUUCAUUCGAUCUCGCAGAAGGUACUCUAAAAGUUAGAGGGGAAUCCAUCAAGUUUAGCGGCUCAAGAAGUAUGGAGAAAGUCGAUCAAAUAUGCGGACACGGUUGAAUCAUUUAUCGUAAAGCUAUUUGAUUGGUCAUUGACGUAAAGGAUAUUUGGCAUUAUAUUUUUUCAUCAUGAGUAGGCAUCUUUUGCAAUAAGAAUACAAUUCUGGUUAUGCCAAAUGGCCCGCUUCCAUACGGGAAAAAUUGUUUCUAUUACAUUUCCGGCCAUAUGUGACGCUGUAGUUGAUAACAUUCUUUCGGUUUUAAUUUGAAGGUUCUACAAUCAAUGGAUAGAAGCCUUUUCGCUUAGAAACAAAACAUGUUAUAGGUAAUUAGGGAAACUGAAAUAAUAAACGGCUUUUUAUUAUUUUUUUUUUGUUUAUUGCAGUCUUCUUCUUAUUGAGAAUUUUUAAAGUCACUAACGAAAAAAAAUCACAUAUAAUUGUAACAUUAGUAUAUAGUUACGAUAUUUUCAUAAAUACAUAGAGGAUGUCCCCGAAAGUAGCACGACUUUACCAUACUGACAUUUCGAGACUAGUGCAGAUAAAAAACUGAUUUUCACACAUUUUAUUCUUGCACUUAAUAAGAGAAUAUAGGAAGUGAUGAUUAUAUGAUAAAUCAACGAUGCUGUUAGAAAUGCCAUACAAUGCUAAGUACUAUGAUGUUAUUACGGUCCGACAGCGCUGCAGCGGCGUCCACGGGUAAAUUCUCAAAUUUCAUGUGAUUAUGUAGUAUAAAUUUUGUGAACCAAAUGAAGUUUUCUACAAUACCGCUAGAUUUAGAUCAUGAGAGAUAAAUCAGGAAAAAAUAUUCAAUAAACCCAUUCAACAAACAGAUUUUUUUCGCAACCAGUUUAUUGAUAGUCUUACUUUUCUGGAAGCUGCUCUUAUCAGUUUUGCACAAAUCACGUUAAAUCUGAGCGAAUUUGUUGUACGAAAUUUGUGCUAGCUAGGUCAUAAAGAAUGUACCAUAAACUUUUGAAAAAAUAUAUGCAUCAAUUCCGAUGCGAUAAAUG
This is a messenger RNA of Aedes aegypti (yellow fever mosquito), 2290 nucleotides long. Its product is annotated as suppressor of cytokine signaling 6. Gene Ontology annotation, cellular component: phosphatidylinositol 3-kinase complex. The transcript has 2 exons. Gene Ontology annotation, molecular function: 1-phosphatidylinositol-3-kinase regulator activity. The record is from RefSeq and is a predicted model, not a curated record. The coding region runs from base 110 to 1048 and encodes 312 amino acids. Gene Ontology annotation, biological process: phosphatidylinositol phosphate biosynthetic process; intracellular signal transduction. NCBI's taxonomy places the organism in Eukaryota, Metazoa, Arthropoda, Insecta, Diptera, Culicidae.